Messenger RNA from Camelina sativa (false flax), 1557 nucleotides. Lineage: Eukaryota; Viridiplantae; Streptophyta; Magnoliopsida; Brassicales; Brassicaceae. The record is from RefSeq and is a predicted model, not a curated record.
AUGGGGGAUGGAGGCUAUGUUAUAAAUGCCACUGCUUUAAAAUACUUGGACAUCAACGGGUUUCAUGAUCUUGAGUUUUGUUUGAUUGAGAAAGCACCAGAGCUAGUGGAGGCAAAAUUCUGUCACGUUUCCAAAAUAGUUGAUGAGAACAUCCUAGAAACUCUAACUCCAGCCAAACGUCUUUCAGACUUAUCACCCUUACAUUUUAUCUUUUUGUUUUUCUUAUACAGCAAAACUGGUGGUGAAGGUUUGAGUAAUCGAGAUGUUGUAAAUGAGGACAGGAUCAGUGAGUUGCCUGAAGCUUUGCUUGUGGAUAUAUUGUCUUCACUUCCAACAAAAACUGCCAUAGCCACUAGUGUUUUGUCUAAAAGUUGGAAAUCUGUUUGGAAGUUGUUGCCAAAUCUCAAGUUUGUUUCUGACUAUCACAAUACAUUUUCAGAGGAUGUUUCCAGAACUCUGAUUCUACAUAAAGCUCCGGUUCUAGAGAGUUUGCAUUUAAUGGUUGGAUAUGAAUGUGAUGCUUUGCAGAUGGGAUUAUUGGUAGGAACUGCAUUUGCACGCCAUGUGCGUAAAUUGGUACUGGACUUGUCCUUUCCAUGGAGAGGCUCAUUAAAAUUCCCGGGUGCUUUGUGUAGAUGUAACAAUACACUCGAGAUAUUGGAACUCACGGGUUCAAUUCUUUUAGACCUUUCUUCUCCGGUUUGUUUCAAGUCCCUGAGAAAGAUGUACCUUUCCCAUGUAAGCUUCAAAGACAAAGAAUCUAUUUCCAACCUUUUCUGUGGAUGCCCUUGUCUUGAAGAUUUGGCCGUGUGUAGAUUUAGCAAAGCCGAUGUGGGGGUUUUCACUAUUGCCGUGCCAUCAUUACAGAGACUAAUCUUAGUAGAUAAAUACUAUCCAAAAGCUGCUAAGGGCUAUGUGAUAAAUGCUCCUUCUUUGAACUACUUGUUCAUCAAUAAGUUCGAUGGGCUUGGACUUUGUCUGAUUCAGAAAGCGCCAGAGCUGGUGGAGGCAAAAAUCUAUAGCGUGUAUCGUAUAAAGAAUGAGAACAUAUUGGAAACUCUAACUCCAGCCAAACGUCUUUCUUUAGACUUAUCACCCUUACAUAUUAAGCAUCCUACUGGUAAAAUCUUCUAUCAGCUUCUAUCUUUGGAGCUGCAUACAAAAGAAGACGAGUGGUGGAAUCUUCUUUCACUCAUGCUCGAUAGUUCGCCUAAAUUGCAAAUCCUCAAACUCAUUGACCCAUAUCACUUCCAUAACAAAUAUAGUCUGAUCGGCUUGAAAUGGAAUCGACCAAAGUGUGUACCAGAAUGUUUGUUGUUCCAUCUUGAGACAUUCGUGUGGACAAAUUACGAUUGGCAACGAGAAGAUGAGAGAGAAGUGGCUACAUACAUCCUUAAGAACGCAAGACGGUUGAAGAAAGCUACUCUCUCCACAAAACCAAUCAAAUCUAAAGAGCUCGAGAAGUUGGAAAAGAGAGGUGAGAUGCUCAACCAGUUGGCUACUGAGGCCAGGGCUUCAGAUUCAUGUCACCUCGUUAUCGAAGCUGAAACUUUCUAA